UGUGUUUCUUCACUCUUGUUGCUGCUACCAUAGUCCAUAUGUCACAAAAUCUCAAAAGCUUCAACCUUUUGCUUGUGUUGGCAACAAUGGCAUUUGGGUUUUUCUCCCCAGUUUCUUCUUUUCUUCGUCUUUUACUCUUUACCCAAUCUAUUUCCCUAACCGUUGCCCCUUGUACAACAAAAAAACCCAACUCAGUAUUCUAUGACUUUUCUCUCAACCUCUGUUUUUUCCUAAAGCAACAAUCUUUUUCUGUUUUUGAGGAUGGAUACAAAUAGUCAUGUAUUUAUUUCGUGGGAAGAGCGCGUUGUUUCUCAAGGGAAAGACCAUCGUGUUGUCCACUACUACCUGAAGGAUUCAUCAGGGGAGUUAAUCCUUGUUGUGGUGGGUACUGAAAGAAGUGCAAGGCACAUGGUAUUUGUUAUCUCAGAGGAUUAUUUAGAUGUUAUUGGGCAUACAAGUAGCAUAAAUUCUGAAACAAACAGGCGUGCAAAAUGAGAUAUAGUGGAACGGUGACAUUUUUGAUUUCAAAGCAUCACAAAUCACCAGCUAUUUCAAUAUUUAUUAUUUCUGAAGAAGUUGAUCGUAGAUUCUUGGCUUCUGGUCACACACAAUCAAUUGGAAGAUGUCUUGUUAUGUCUAAAAGCAACAAUGUUCAAGUUCUGCGAAUGUCCAAACUUUAUCAAUGUGAUGGAUACCCCGACAAGUGAAAGGAGAAGAAGCGUUGUAAUGGCUGGUCACUUAGCUGAUGAGGUACAACUUCCUAAUGAAUUGAAAGCAAAAAAAUCAAAUAUUUUGUGGUCACGUACUGCUUGGACCUGCGCCAAGCAACGUACGCAUUAUCCUUCUUUUAGGAGAAAUGGAACUACGAUAGCUGUUAAUUCCUUUGUUAUAUUCACGGACAAAAAAGAAAGUCAGCACGUAGGUUACUUGGAAGACUUUUAUGAGAAUAAAAAGGGACAAAAUAAAGUGAAGGUCCGGUGUUUCGAAUAUCUGCAGGACAUCAAGUGUGCAAUUCCAGAGCUUGAGGGACACCCUAGAGAAGUACUUUUCACGUCUCAUGUUGAGGGGAUGCAAGCGAAUUGUAUUGAUGCUAUUGCUAUAGUUUUGACUCCAGGAGAUUAUGACAAAUAUAUCUCUCUUCUCCGAAAAAUUUUGCCCUCUGGUGUCUAUGUGUGCUCUAGGGAAAUAAAAUACAAGAUCAUGCCAUUCUCUCUGAAUGAAUUGGAGGGCUACUAUAGUCAAACGAUAUUUAUCAUGUCAGACAGUCAACGAGCCAAGCUUAAGUCAAAGGGUCAUAUGUUGCACAAAGUAAAACAUGUUACCCGACAAGAUCCUCCAACUCAAGGACUUGGGUGGAGUAGAAGUGUCGGCAAGAGUGGUAUCAGAAAGCAAAUAUCUGGUAACCCGAUAGGAAAAGCCAAACCACCAACUUGCCCAAUGUUAAACAUAAAAUUUCCAAGCGUAGGACCAGUUGGAAUUCAGAUUGUUGAUGCCGAACCACCAACUUGCCCAAUGUUAAACAUCAAAUGUCCAAGCGUAGGACCAGUUGGAAUUCAGAUUGUUGAGCCUCAAUGUAAGUUGUCUAUUGAAGUUGGUGACAACUUAGAGGUUCUUUGCCAGGAUAGUGGCUUGAGAGGUUGUUGGUUCAGGUAUAAGGUCUUAGACGUAUCACAAAAACGUAUGAAAGUUCAAUAUGAUGACAUCGAGGAUUGUGAUGCUCCUGAAAAGCUCGAGGAAUGGGUUCCUUCCUAUAGAGUUGCAGGUUCUGAUAAAUUGGGCAUGAGAUGCACAGGACGCCUCACAGUUAGGCCUCGGCCUCUAGAGGAUUCUUCUGACUACUCUUUUGAAGUAGGAGCUGCAGUUGAUGCUUGGUGGUCUGACGGGUGGUGGGAAGGUGUUGUUGCUGAAAUUGAUGUCUGUGGAAGCGGUCAUCAUCAGGUUUAUUUCCCUGGCGAGAACAUGUUAUUGGAGAUUCAAAGGAAGAACCUGAGGACUUCAAGAGAUUGGAUAGAUGGCAAAUGGGUUGAAGUUGAGGGAAAGAAAGAUAUAAAGUCGAGUUUAACUGAUUUAUCCAAAUGCAGUAUCAAAGAACAUGGGAACUGCGAAAAACAGAUGGCUCCGAAGCUUGUGGCAAUGAAGACAACAAACUGCUGUCAAUUUCUAAGCAAUCAGCUGAGAAGCAAGACAAUGAUGCUCCUAAACUGAAAAGGCCAUGACGUAGUGAUUUUCUUGCAGGUGAAUGUUGAUUUGUAAGUAUCUCUCACCGGUGCUCGACCAUGAAGGAUCCGACCUUUACCCGAGUCUGAGCCACUUAGCUGGUGAAUCGCAAUUCUUCUUGUUCGAUUGGUUCUGUUAUAUUAUUCAUACGAUAGUAGCAAACGUUAAAAUUUGUGUUGAAUGUGUUGUAUUGUGUUGAUGCUUCUUGCACCAUUUUAGAUUUUCGCUCGAACAAUAAACCUUUUCUCUUUAUUUGGUUUUACGUUUCGAUGAUGCAAUGAUAUAUUGUGUUGAAUGCAUUGUAUGCAGUUUGGAUCUUCUUUUUA
This is a messenger RNA of Solanum lycopersicum (tomato), 2543 nucleotides long. RefSeq lists its product as uncharacterized. The record is from RefSeq and is a predicted model, not a curated record. Gene Ontology annotation, molecular function: chromatin binding. Lineage: Eukaryota; Viridiplantae; Streptophyta; Magnoliopsida; Solanales; Solanaceae.